AUGGGAAAGCAGCGGAUGUCUGCGGUGGACAUCGCCGCUGAGGUGGCAUGCCUACGUCAGUGGUUGAUCGGUUUCCGAGUCGCCAAUCUAUACGACCUGAGUCCCAAGACGUAUGUGAUCAAGCUGGCGAGGAGCAGCGGCGUGUCGGAGAGUGGGCAGAGCGAGAAGGUGCUGCUGCUGCUGGAGAGCGGCAUGCGAUUCCACACCACCAACUUCGCCAGGGACAAGAGUGUGACGCCGUCAGGGUUCACACUCAAGCUGAGGAAGCACAUUCGCACUCGCCGCCUUGAGGACAUCUCCCAGAUUGGAAUUGAUAGGGUGGUGGAUUUCAAGUUUGGCACGGGCGAGUCAGCGCACCACGUGCUGCUGGAGCUGUACGCGGGGGGCAACGUUAUUCUCACUGAUAGCCAGUAUUCCGUGCUCACGCUUCUGCGCUCCCACAGGUCCGUGCACGUGUGUGUGCGGGGGAACGGGGAGGGAGGAAGUGGGGGGGCAUGGGUGGAUCUGAAGGGAGCAGGAAGUUUGUGCUUGUGUGUGGGGGCAGAGGGUGGAGGAAGGACGGUGUCUGUGUGUGAGUGUGUGCGGGGGGAGGGUGAGGAGCUGUAUGCAGGGGGCAACGUCAUCUUAACUGAUAGUGUGUUACACAAGAAGGACAGCUGCUACUCCGUGCUUACUCUGCUGCGCUCCCACAGGGACGACGAUAAGGGCAUUGCCAUCAUGCCCAACCACCCUUACCCCCUCUCGGACGACGAUAAGGGCAUAGCCAUCAUGCCCAACCACCCCUACCCCCUCUCCUCCCUCCGCCCCCUCACUCUCUCCUCCCCCUCCGCGCUCACCAAGGCGCUUCUGGGGGAAGCGCCAGUGGCGGGCGCGGAAGGCCAUGGGAGGGAGGCGGGGGAGGGGGAGGGCGAGGGGGAGAAGAGCAGCGGGGAUGGUGGGGGGAAGGGGGAGGGCGGGGCGAGUGGGGGGGGAGGAGGGGCGGGGAAGGGGAAAGGUGGUAAAGGGGGGAAGAAGGAGAAGGGGGGGAGGAAGGAGAAGGGGAAGAAGGGGCAGGGAGGGGAGGGUGGGGAGUGUGCGGAAGGGGGGGAUGGGGAAUGGGAGGAGCGGGUGGGAGUGUUGAAGGAACGGUUGGGAUCGGUGCUGGGCUAUGGCUUGCCCAUCUGUGAGCAUAUUGUGAGACAAGGAAUGGAGGCAGCUGCUGCAACCGCUGCUGCUGAUGGUGAUGCUGAUGGUGCUGCUGCAAAACCUGCUGAGAGUGAUGGUGGUGAUGGUGGUGUUAUGGUGGGGAAGGGUGGUUUGCAGUGCAAGGAGGAGGUGAUAGUAGCGAAAGUUGUGGCAGCAGCGAGUGCGUUUGAGGAGUGGCUCGUGAAUGUGACUCAAAUGAAGGUCAUUCCGAAAGGCUACAUCUUGCUACGCCGCGAGAAGCAACACCAGCAGCAGCAACAGCACCAGCAGCAGCGACAGCAGCAGCAGCAGCAGCAGCAGCAGUCACAGCAGCCGCAUAGGAGGCGGCAGAGGGGGGAGAAGAAGCAGCAUUUUGAAGCCAAGAAAGCCGGUGAUGGAAGCGCAGCUGAGCCCAAAGGGGUAGAGGCUGACGGGAAAGAGCAGGAUGAUGAGCAGGGGGCAGGGCAGGGGGAAGGAGCAGGUAAGGGUGAGGAGAAGGAAGAGGAUGACGUGGUGUAUGAGGAGUUCUGGCCCUUGGCUCUGCGCCAACUGCAGCUUGCUGCAGGCGAGGUGACACGUGCUGGAGGAGGAGGAGGUGGUGGAGGAGAGGGAAAAGGAGAAGGAGGAGAGUCAGAAGCCGCAGGGGCAGCUGCAGCGGCAGCGGGAGAAGGAGGGAGCAAAGGAGGGAGGGAGAGGUGGGGGGAUGGCGGGGAGGGUAAGAGUCUGGGGCUGCGUGAGUUUGAGACGUUUGAUGGCGCUAUGGAUGAGUUCUUUGCGCGGUACGAGGGGCAGAGGGCCAUGCAGCAGAGGGCCGCGGCAGAGAAGCAGGCUGCGAGCAAGCUGGAGAGGAUCAGGGCUGACCAGCAAAAGCGAGCGCAGCAGCUGCAGCAGGAGGUUGACGUGGCAGAGCACAAGGCGCGGCUCAUCGAGCAGAACCUCGCUGACGUGGACGCAGCCAUCCUGGCGGUGCGCGAGGCGCUGGCGGGCGGCAUGGAUUGGCAGGACCUGGCGGCGAUGGUGAAGGAGGAGCGGCGGGCUGGGAACCCGGUGGCGGCGCUUAUAGCGGCGCUGCAUUUGGACAGAGGGCGCAUUGCUGUGCUGCUCACACCGCCUGAUCUGGACGGCAUGGAGGAUGAGGAGCGGACGGCUCCUGCUGCUCUGGUGGAGGUGGACUAUUCCUUGUCAGCGUACGCCAAUGCGCGCAUGUGGUUCCAGUCGCGCAAGAAGCAGCAGGAGAAGCGCAACAAGACGGAGGCCGCGCACGAGACUGCACUCAAGGCCGCCCACGCCAAGACCUCCCAGCAGCUCGCACAGGCCAAAGUGGCGGCGACAGUGCAGCACAUGCGCAAGGUGCACUGGUUUGAGCGUUUCCACUGGUUCAUCUCCUCCGAGAACUACCUGGUCAUCAGCGGCAGGGACGCGCAGCAGAACGAGAUGCUCGUCAAGCGCUACAUGCGCCGCGGGGACCUCUACAUACACGCGGAUCUGCACGGGGCAGCAAGCACAAUCAUUCGAAACACAGACCAGCACGGCCUAGCACCCAUCCCCCCUCUCACCCUCGCACAAGCCGGCGCAGCCACCGUCUGCCUAUCCGCCGCCUGGGAUUCCAAAGUGGUAACUAGCGCCUGGUGGGUGUACCCGAAUCAGGUCACUAAAACAGCGCCAACUGGCGAGUAUCUGACCGUUGGAUCAUUCAUGAUCCGAGGGAAGAAGAAUUUCCUUCCGCCCGUGCCACUGCAGAUGGCGUUUGGGUUUGUGUUUCGGGUGGAUGAGAGCUGUCUAGGGGCGCAUUUGGGGGAGAGAAGGUCUGCAGGCAACAAGGAAAAAAAGGGGGCAGGCAAGGGCGGAAAAGGUGGUGGUGCUGCUGCCGCUGCUGCUGCUCCCAGUGCUGCUAGUGGUGGUGGUGGGGGUGGCAAGGGCAAGGGUGGAGGCUCUGCAUUGAGUGAGUUGGUGUGCUUCAAGUGCAAGGGCAAGGGGCACCGAGCCAAGGACUGCACUGCUGAUGCUGAUGCUGAUGCUGAUGCUGCUGCUGCUGGUGCUGCUGGUGGUGCUGUUGGUGGUGCUGGUGAAGGUGCCAGUGAUUUGAGCAAGGGAGGAGUGGAGCAGAUCGAAGGGGGCAAUGCAACAGGAACAGCAGGAGGAGGGACUGGCGGGGCGACAGGAGAUGAUUCCGCUCAGUCAGAGUUGACAAGUGUUGGGGAAAGCAAUGCGCUUGCCAGUGGGGAAGAGCAGGGUGUGGUGGCACAGGAGGAGCUUCAACUGGAUUCAGAUGCAACAGGGAGGGAGGAGGCACGUGGCUCACAUGAAACCACAGGAAGCGGAGGAGCAGCAACAGCAGGCGAAAAGGAAUUGGAAGGAGGAGAGAAGGGAGGAGGAGGGAGAGAGGCGGAGGGUGGGGAGAAGCUAAGCCGGCGGGCACGGGCGCGGGCAGAGGAGGCGGAAGUAGAGGCGAUUCUGGCAGAGGAAGAAGUGGCAGAGGUGGGGGAGGAGGAGAGGGAGCGGCUGACAGAGAUCGACUCACUCACGGGCGUGCCUCUGCCCUCCGAUGUGCUGCUGUAUGCCAUGCCUGUGUGCGGCCCUGUGAACGCUCUCGCGAAUUUCAAGUACCGGGUCAAGGUCACGCCAGGCCAUCUUAAGAAGGGCAAAGCUGUCAAGCAAGCAGUGGACCUCUUCUUGCGCUCGCCGGACCUGUCAGCGCGGGAGAGGGAGCUCAUCAAGGCCGUACCUCUCCCGGACCUGGUGUCUGCAAUGAUGUCCAAUGCUAAGAUCACGGCCCCGGGGCUCAAUAAGAUGGUCCGGGAUAAGAAAAAGGGAGGGAACGCCGGUAGCGGGGGAAGCGGCAGGAAGGGGGAGAACAGUGUGGGCAAGAGUAGCGGCAAGGGGGGGAGUUCCCGCAAGGGCAAGCAGCAAGGGGAAGUGCGCGCGUCGUCGGGAGCGCGGAGCAGCCAGUGCGACAUAUUCGAAGGUCAAUGGGUCGUUGACUUCGCGCGCCCGCCCUACGACGACUCCUGCCCCUACCUCUUCGGUCUGACGCGGUGCAAGCGCAAUGGCCGGCGCGAUUCGUCGUACGUGCGGCACUCGUGGUACUCCACGUCGUGCCGCCGCUUCAUCCGCUUCAACUCCAGGGGCUUCCUUCGCAUACUCGCCAAUCGCACGUUGGCGAUCAUCGGCGACUCCAUCGCCAUCGCCAACUUCCUCCCCGCCAUCCUCUGCCAGUUGCGCGCAGUCACCGCCGUCUCCGCGCCCACGCGCCACCUGCUUCCGCGCGGGCCGCUGGGGCAGCGCUCUCCGCAGCUGGACGCGCGGAUUUACCGCGUGCCCGCGGUCGGCGGGCGGAUCGUGGGGAUCUGGGACGACUAUCUCAUGCGCGUGACGCAGGACAAAUCGAUGCUGACGCGGCUGGUUCCGCGGUACAGCGCGGCGGAGGCGGGCCCGGAGGACGUGGCGAUCGACGUGCAGACGGCGAACCCGCAAUGGGCGGCGCUUCUGGGGGCGGUAGAUCUGGUGGUGCUGGAGACCGCGACGCACUGGCGCACGCUGCGCACUAAGAAGGCAUCCGCCAUGGCUAUCACUGGGCGCGACUGGCGCGUGCUGCCGGGGGUGGACGCGUACCAGGGGUACAGCAAGGCGAUGCAGACAAUCCGGCGGCUGUUCGAGUCUCCGCGCGCCGCAGUCACAUCCUCCUCCUCCCCCAGCGCGCCCUCGACGUUCUUCGCCGACGCGGAUGCCGCCGAGGCUGACGUGGACGACGGCGCAUACGGUUACACGGAUGAGAUUGACGGUGAUAAUGAUGGUGAUGCGCGUGACAGCAGCAGCGCGAGCACGCCGGCACGCGGCCUUGCCUCUACUACAACCCCAUCGCCGUCCACUUCAAUAUCAUCAUUACUAUCACCGUCGUCGUCAUCAUCAGCAGCAGUAGCAGCAUCGUCAGCAUCAGCGGCUGCAUCAGCGGCGGGGGGUAGUAGCAGGCGCGGUGGUCCUCUAGCGUUCUUCAUGACGGCGUCCCCGCAGCACAACGCCAAGAAGCUCGGCGGACCGGGGCUCUGCGGGUCGCCCGGCCACGUGCUCACUCGGAAAGAGGUAGCGCGCAUGGAGCGCAACAACGUGCAGCUGUCGCGCUUCCUGCCCAUGCAGCGCGCGGCCUUUCCCCCGGGGGGCGCGGUGCGCCUGCUGGACAUUGCGCGCAUCUCCGCCAUGCGCCCCGAGGCGCACGUGGGCAACUGGUCGAGCGCCACUGGCAAGACGCGCUAUUUUGAUUGUCUACACUGGUGCCAGCCUGGCGUGCCGGACAUCUGGGCAGACCUAUUCUACCACCAGCUGUUGCAGGAGCCCUCGCUGCAACCCCCCCGCCCCUCCGCGCCCCCCUCUCCGCCCAAACCCUCAAAGCCCCCUUCUCGCCCUCCCUCCAAAGCCCCCUUCCCCACGUCCCCCUCCCGCUCGCCUUCCACCUCUCCCUCUCGCUCUCCUUCUCGCUCGCCCAUGCCAUCCAAGUCACCCAAGCCAAAGAUACCCACCACCAGCAAGCCUCCCCGCAAGCCCUCCCCUUCCCCCUCCCCCACCCACAACCCCAUCCCGACCCCCAUCCCCACCCCCCGCCCACCACGCAAGAACAACCCAUCACCCCCCCGCAAGUCCCCUUCCCCCUCCCCCGCACUCUUCCCCCAGCCUUUCCCCCGCCCCUCACCCCGCCCUCUCCCCAAACCCUCCCCGCAAGCACCCCCCAAGCUAAACCUUCGGCCCUUUCCUCGACCUUUGCCAAAGCCCACCUCCCGCCGACCCUCCCCCAAGCCUUCCCCCCAUCCCCCAAACCGCUCCCCCCAGCCUACGCCCAAGCCGUCCCCCAAGCCCUCCCCCAAGCCUUCUGCCAGGCCUUCCCCCAAGCCUUCCCCCAAGCCUGCCCCCAAGCCUUCCCCCAAGCCUUCCCCCAAGCCUGCCCCCAAGCCUGCCCCCAAGCCUUCCCCCAAGCCUUCCCCCAAGCCUUCCCCCAAGCCUUCCCCCAAGCCCUCGCUUAACCCCGCCCCUGAGCGUCCCCCCUCCCCCUCCUCUUCCCCUGAACGCUCCAUGCGGCCUCGUGAUCCCCCAUCCAUGGAUAACACCUCCCCUGGGAACAAGGGCGGGGGAGGGGGGAGAAACACAGGAGCGGGGGGAGGAGGAGGGGGGAGCAGCACGCCGAAUCGCAUGAAACCCCGGGUAGACACACACUUGCAGGGGGUAGGGGGAGAAGGGAGUGGGGGGGCAGGAGGAUUGGGAGAGGGGGGACAGACAGGAGGGAGUGGAGGAAGGAUGAAGGGCACGAAGAUGAGUCCGAGUGGUGGUGUGGAGGGCAAGAGCGUUGAGAGCCAGGGAUGGGGCGAUGGAGCAGCAGCAGGAGGUGAUGUUGAUGAUGGGUACGGUGCAGACGACAGUUACAGCAGUGGUUACGGUGAUUAUUCUGAUGGUGAUAGCAGUACUGGUCCUGGUGAUGGCAGCAUGGGGAGCAGUGCCAGCAGCCACGCAGCAGCGGGAGCUUCUGCUGCUGCGUUUUCUGCCUCGAGUGAUAUUUCCGAGUCUGAUGAUGGGGAUGGUUACAGUUUGGGCGCAGAGCAGGCAACUUUACGUGGUCAAACGAGUGGGAAGGAAAGGGCAGGCAACAGCAGCAGGUCAACAAUCAUUAUCACAGCAUCUGCUGUCACAGAAACACCCCCAGCGACCAUCCCUCUGCCUUCCAGUGAAGCAGCUGCUGCAAGCAGAUUACACGGCCACCGCUCCCCCUGGCACCAACACCACCAUCGCCAAAACCAAAGCCAAGGCCACGAUCGUGAGAACUACGCUGCCCGUGAUACAGCUAUGUUAAAAGGAGAAUCUCAAUCCGAUAAGACUUAUUCUGACGGCCUCUCCCUUUUGCUGCAAGGGAAUGGAGGGGCGAUGCCUGAGAGCAGUGCGGUGCCUGCGGAAAGCCCUCUGGUUGCCCGUGUGCUGCAACCACAGCCAUUGCAAGCGGGGAACAGCCAAGGCAGGGUGCCUGUGGCAUUACUUGUGGCAGAUGGGACCGCCUGUCUCUUCUCACCCCGCGCUUCCUCCGCUCCUAAUGGCGGCUCCCCUGCCGUCACCUCCCCGUACUCCCCCCUCCCGCGCUCCGACCCUGACUCGCCCGUUUCCCAGUCUUCCGCUGCGCUACAUCCGCUUAUCCCUCCUCCUUGCCCCGUCCCUUUCGUUCUCUCGGCCUCAGACCUCUCGUCCGCAUCUUCCGCCGUGAAUCUCUCCGUAGAAGACUACAUAUGCCGUUAUCUCCUGCAACCCGCCACCGACCGCGCUAGGCCUCCCAUUUCGCGUUUCCACGUCUCCGCGAUAGCAAUAGGCGCUAAGACGGGCCGCGGAUUCCUGGGAGUGAAUCUUGAGUUCCCGGGCUUGCCUCUCCAUAACUCUGUGCACGCCGAGCAGUUCGCCGUGGCUUCCGCCGCAUUGCACGGCGAGCCCGCGCUCUCCGCGCUACUGGUCUCGCGCCCCCCCUGCGGCCAUUGCCGGCAAUUUAUGCAAGAGCUGCGCGGAGCAGAGGCCCUGCGCGUGAUUAUAGCGGAAGAGACGGAGGAGGCGGAAGAGACGACCCUCACGCAUUUGUUGCCGCAUCGUUUCGGCCCCCACAGUCUACUAGCCGACGAUUUCCCGCUGCUGCUGGAACAGCGAGACAACGGCCUGCAGUUAAUCGAUCCUGUUGACGCGCCAUCGCCGUUGGAUUUCAUGGUGGUGCCUCCACUCUCCCGCUCUUUCUCCGCCUCUUCCCCAUCCGCUAUCGAGUCUGCAGCUGCAGCAGCUGCCUCUGCUGGUUCUCCUGCUGCGGUUCUCUCCACUCCUCUCGGGCAGGAAGCCGUUCUGCGUGCUCUAGACGCUGCCAACGCGUCCUACACUCCCUACAGCCUGUCGCCCUCUGGAGUAGCGCUUAUAUCGCGGACAGGAGCGGUGCAUGCAGGGUCUUAUAUUGAGUCCGCUGCGUACAACCCAAGCCUUCCAGCGUUGCAAGCGGCGUUAAUAGCGCUGGUGGCGGAAACGGGAGGGGAGGGGGCGUACGAAGAUGUGGUGCACGUGGCUCUUGUUGAGAAGGAGGGGGCGCAGAGAUACCCACCAGGCGACGGUGGGGGACAGUUGAUUUGUGAAGGAUCCGUUUGGAGGGGGCAGGGAGGGGGGAAGAGGAGAGAAGCUGGGAGUGGGGGUGAGGGGAGGGGAGAGGAUGGCGGGGAGAGGCAGAUGAGAUGA
This is a messenger RNA of Closterium sp. NIES-65, 8394 nucleotides long. NCBI's taxonomy places the organism in Eukaryota, Viridiplantae, Streptophyta, Zygnematophyceae, Desmidiales, Closteriaceae. The record is from the annotation of a GenBank genome assembly.